UUCAUGCAAGGAAGCUGGGAAAUGGCUUUUCCCGUCAAUCGCGCUCAAGAUCUUGUCACCUGUGACCUAUGCAACAAUCCCACACAACAAUUUUGUAACAAUUGUCAGGUCAAUUUAUGUGUAAGCUGCAUAAGCAAACAUGUAAAUAUACUCAAAUCUAUUAAACAUGAAAUCGUUCCCUUCAAGAACAAAAAGACAAAUGCUGUUUUCUUGGAGUGUAAACGUCACUGCCACCAGAGAUGCGUGGCUUCGUGCCAACAAUGUAAUGUUCCUGUUUGCAUAAAAUGUGUCAUCAGUGCUCACGAACUACACAACUUACACGAGAUGCCUCAAAUUUGCAAUGACAAAAGGACACAAAACGAGAAAGAGAUGCGAGCGAAAAUUGUUUGGUAUAAAGAACAAAGGAACGAUUUAAUCGAGCAGCUUGAUAAAUUGAAAAGGGAAAAAGAUGAACAGUGGCAUGAAUACUGCAAAGAAAUGAAGAGAAAGGAAGAAUGUAUUGAAUGGUAUAAAGCACAGCAACAACAAAAAUGUAAAGCAUACGAAAUUCAAAGACAAGACAUGUUAGAGCAAUUCAAUAUACAACAGCGAAUAAAGCACGAAGAGAUUGAUGAAUUGAAAAAAAGACUGGGAGAGAACAAAAAGGAGAUAGAUAGUUACAAGGAGAACAUAUCAUUAUUUGAUGAGCAAACGCAAAUAUUAAAGCAGGAACAAGAGGACAAAAUCAGCGAAUUAAAGAAGAGGAAAGAUGAAAAGAUAAACAAUCUGAAACACCGACUGAAAGAAGCAAAAGAAGAGUCUGAUCACUUGAGGGCUGCACUCUUAGAAGCGGCUGAUGAUCUGAAUAGAAUAAAAGAACAAUUACCAAAAGUAAUGCAACACUUGGAAUAUUUACAGAAAAAAGAACAAGAUAGGGGAGAGGAACGAGCGGCUUUAGAGCAGUCUUUGUAUAAAGACCUGGAUAAACUUCUAGAAUUUAGGAGACAACUUUCCAUCUUGGCGGAGGGCUUUAAACAUUCUAGAUCAGAUGACUCGUCCCAGGAGUACGAUAAAAGCAGGUCUGAGACAAGUCUGGAGAAUCCCAGUGGCUCUCAAAGGGAGCAAAUGGAUAGAGACAGACCUAGUGAGUUUGAGUGUCCUAAGUGCAAAUGGACCUCACGUAGUCUUCGACGCCUAGAGAGACAUGUAAAUAAAUGCCUUGAUCAGGACAAAGAAACCUCUCUUUAGCUGAUGAAGCACCUAUUAAAGAAGAUAAACAUAUUUUGAUAUCUUUUAAUUGUAUAUUCAUAAAUUUACUUGAAGAAACACGUGUAUACUCCAUUUUUUUUAUAUGAUUUCAACGCUUUUUAUUGAACAUAAUUGUUG
Molecule: messenger RNA, 1365 nt
Organism: Saccostrea cuccullata (small rock oyster)
Lineage: Eukaryota; Metazoa; Mollusca; Bivalvia; Ostreida; Ostreidae
Product: NF-kappa-B essential modulator-like
Exons: 8
Coding region: 4-1227 (407 amino acids)
Molecular function (GO): zinc ion binding
Source: RefSeq, a predicted model, not a curated record